Coturnix japonica (Japanese quail) is the source of this 14060-nucleotide messenger RNA. NCBI's taxonomy places the organism in Eukaryota, Metazoa, Chordata, Aves, Galliformes, Phasianidae. The record is from RefSeq and is a predicted model, not a curated record.
CGGCGGCGGCGGCGGCACGGCGGGUCCCGGCGGGGCGCUCCCGGCCCCGCUCCCGGCGCGGCGGCCACAGGGAGGGGACGGGCGGCCGGGGCAUGCGGCGGCGGUAGGACGCGCGGCGGCGAUGGGCGGCCAGGGGCUGCCGGUCCCGCUUCUGCUGGGGCUGCCGCUGCUGCUGGGGCUGCCGGCGGCGGGGCGCGCCGCCUCCAAGGCGCCGGUGUGCCAGGAGAUCACGGUGCCGAUGUGCAAGGGCAUCGGCUACAACCACACCUACAUGCCCAACCAGUUCAACCACGACACGCAGGACGAGGCCGGGCUGGAGGUGCACCAGUUCUGGCCUCUGGUGGAGAUCCAGUGCUCCAGCGACCUGCGCUUCUUCCUGUGCAGCAUGUACACCCCCAUCUGCCUGGAGGACUACAAGAAGCCGCUGCCUCCCUGCCGCAGCGUCUGCGAGCGGGCCAAGGCGGGUUGCUCGCCUAUCAUGCAGCAGUACGGCUUUGCCUGGCCGGAGAGGAUGAGUUGCGACAGCCUGCCGGUGCUGGGGGACGCCGAGGAGCUCUGCAUGGGCUACAACCGCACGGAGGCCACCACCCUGCCACCCUUCUUCGGGAAGCCCACGCGCCCGGCCAAGGACACGGCCAAAAGCCAGCCACCAAAUGGUAGGCAGCACCCCCCGGGCACCGACUGCGGCCGGACCUGCAAGUGCAAGGCACCGCUGGUGCCCAUCUCCAAGGAAUCCCACCCGCUGUACAACCGCAUCCGGACCGGGCAGGUGCCCAACUGCGCCAUGCCCUGCUACCAGCCCUACUUCACCCAGGAUGAGAAGACCUUCGCCACCUUCUGGAUUGGCCUCUGGUCCAUCCUUUGUUUCCUUUCCACCUCCACCACCGUGGCUACCUUCCUCAUUGACAUGGAACGUUUCAAGUACCCUGAGCGCCCCAUCAUCUUCCUUUCUGCAUGCUACCUCUUCGUCUCCGUGGGCUACAUUGUGCGGCUGGUAGCGGGACAUGCCAGCGUGGCUUGUGACCCUGAACACCACCACAUCCACUAUGAGACCACGGGCCCCGCGCUCUGCACCGUGGUUUUUCUGCUCCUCUACUUCUUUGGCAUGGCCAGCUCCAUCUGGUGGGUCAUCCUGUCCCUCACCUGGUUCCUGGCAGCUGGCAUGAAGUGGGGCAACGAGGCCAUCGCAAGCUAUGCACAGUACUUCCACCUGGCUGCCUGGCUCAUCCCUAGUGCUAAGUCCAUCACCGUGCUAGCGCUCAGCUCUGUGGAUGGGGACCCAGUGGCUGGGGUUUGCUACGUGGGCAACCAGAGCCUGGAGAAUCUGCGUGGGUUUGUGCUGGCGCCGCUGGUGGUGUAUCUCUUCACUGGCAGUCUCUUCCUGCUGGCUGGCUUCGUCUCGCUGUUCCGCAUCCGCAGUGUGAUCAAGCAGGGCGGCACCAAGACUGACAAGCUGGAAAAACUGAUGAUCCGCAUCGGUAUCUUCACCGUACUCUACACUGUGCCUGCCACCAUCGUCAUUGCCUGCUACAUCUAUGAGCAGCACAACCGGGAGGCGUGGGAGCAGGCUCAGAACUGCUCCUGCCCAGGGGACCCCCACCGCCCCAAGCCUGACUACGCCGUGUUCAUGCUCAAGUACUUCAUGUGCCUCGUGGUGGGCAUCACCUCUGGAGUCUGGAUCUGGUCUGGCAAAACUCUCGAGUCCUGGCGGCGCUUCACAGCCCGCUGCUGUCGGCCAAAGAAGCCGGCAGGUGCUGCUGCAUAUGGUGAGGCCAGCCCAGCACUAGUGGGCAGGACGGUGCUGCCCAGCAUGGCCUCCUACCACAAGCAGGUCCCGCUGUCCCAUGUGUGACCAGAGGGAGCUGCAGUGAUCCCAGCAUGGAAGGAGAAGAGGGUUGCAAAGACCCAGUGCUGCAGCGCAGGGAGUGGUGGCAGAGCCACCCUGUGACCCCAGCCCCACGGCAGAGCAGAGCGGCCCAGGUCUGAGUGCAGCCCCAGUCAGGGCAGGAGAGGUGCCACCAGCAACGUGGGGACAGAGGGUCAGUGCUGAGAGCCCAGCACCACCAUGAGCUGGGACACACCAUGAGGUGAUGCGUGGGCUGGACAGGUGGCAGCGGCCCCGCAGGCUCUGGACGGGUCGUGCUGGUACUGGGGUGAGGGGGAGAGCUGCAGCAGGCAUGGCUGGUGGCAGCCCUAUCCCCAGUGAUCCCCAGCACCAGAACUGAGCUGCUUGCUGGAGCUGGGGAGCAUGCGAGGAGUCAGGAUAGCAGUUUGGGGGCAUCCUGCGUGUCACCAGGCAGAGAACUGGUGGCCCUGGCACAGGCUGAGAGGCAGGGGGUGGGCUGCACGGGUGCUGGUGGCACAGGAGGAUGGGGCUCAACAAAGUCCUGCUGCCAGCCCACACAAAACCUGGCACGCUGCCGAGAAGCCUGGGCUCCAGGAGCCCUGUGCCCCCAGUGGGAACACGGCAGCUCCCUGUCAGGGCUGGUGCUCAGCACUUCUGGCUCUGGCACUUUGGCAAGGGGUUGGUAAUGCACCACACCUCUGUGUCAGGCCAGUUUGUGGCAUUUCCUCGGUGCUUUGCAGGCUGCACGGAGUGAGACAGGGGUCGUGGCAUAGCCUGACAUGCACUGUGUGUGUUUAUCUGCUGCAGGAGGUGUUUGCAUGGGGUCUGUGAGGCAGCUGGUAGCUGCGUGUGUUGGAAAGCAGCAAAGCAGCAGGGUCAGCCACCAGCCAGCUCCAGCCCUCUCUGCUGUUUUGGAAGCAGCGCCUCUGUCAGACAGUGCUGGGCUCAGGACUGAGCGGGUGAUUCAAGAAUAGUCAGCACAGCGCUCACACUUUCUCUCACACCACAGCCUCUUCCCAGGGCUGGGCAGCAGCAGGGAACUGACAGAGGCAGCGCGAGGCAUUUCGCUCCGGGGACAUCUGAGCCCAUGCUGGUAGGAUGUGGGGGCUGUGUCAGCCCUCUUGAGUGGGGCAAGGGAACAGCAGCAGGGAUGGGCUGCUGUGAGGCAGCUGCAGCCAGCUCCUGCCUGCUUGUGGAAGAACUCGGGGCUUUAGUCUGGUUUCCCUGCACUAAAUGGGGAUCACGCAUGUAACUUUACAGAGGUGAUUACAUGAGUCCAUUUGUCCCUCUCCAAGCAUGGCACCAAGACCCAGCUGCAUUGCUCUUGUGGGACUGACAGGGCUCCGGGUUGUUCUCGAUGCCUUCAGACCACUUCAGUCAAGGAGGUUUCCACCCCUUUUAGAACCAGAGCCUGGGAAGCAGGGGACCCUCAGGUGGCACACCUGCUGAUUCAGGUGGGGCCAGGACAUGGCGUGUGUGCAGUGUGGUGCAGGGCCAGAGUGCUCCAUGGGACCCUCUCACAGCUGCAGGGCACUGUUGCGACAGAGGUUGGCUCGCUCUGGCGUGUUGCAGUACUUCACCUUGGGCAGCAUUGCACCAUGUUCUGUUACAAACUGUAAAUAGCUGUAUAUAGCUGUUUUGUACGUACAGGAGCUGGGCUGAACUUUGAUACGGGUUUGGGGCAGGUGUGUGCUCAGCGUGGGGCAGGUCAGGCACGUCGUUGUGGGCAUAUGUGUGUUGUAAUCCUGGGCAUUAAAUAGCUCCAACCUGAUCCAACCCACACUUUCUGGACUUGUCUCUUUCUAUAGUGCCUUCUGUAGAUACAGCUAAACACACCAUGCAAUACAAUGAACAAAACCAUGGCAAAUGUGAUGUUUUUUCUGCUGUUUUUUUGUUGUUGUUGUUUGUUUGUUUGUUUGUUUUUUAAGUGUAACUGACUGUAGAGCUUCUUUUAAAAGACAAAGAAAUCCAGGCUUGGCUUCAGACUUGCCUAUUGAAAAGCUUCCGGGAGGCCACUGUGUUCUGACCUAAGGGCAGGUUGGUGCCAGCAGCCCGGGGCUGACCCCGGCCUCAGCACUGCGCUGCAGGCAGGGCAAGGUGUGGAGCCAGGUGCCCCCGUGCUUUGGGUAACUGACAUGUUGUUUUGCUGUCACUGGUUAGUGAUGCUCUUCAACUUUGUUUGUAUAACUGUAUUAUAUGCUGUGAAAAGCUGAAGAAAUUUUAUUCAGAGAGAAGUAUAGAGAUUAGUUAUUUAUGAGGAAAAAGCUGUGUGUGUUGUUUUCUUUGCUCGGAUGCUUAUGCUAACCAAAUAGUUACCACAAAUGCUUACUGUGGGGAAAGGGGAGGAGUGUGCAGGAGGGCUGUGCUGUCCUCUUAUCAGCAGGCAUCAGCGGGGACUUGGGAGGCACCCACAGCAGCCCUGUGCAGACGUGCUGCCGAGAGCACCAAGCCCUGCACAGCUCUGCCUUCAUUGCGAGGCUGUGCACACUGGCCCAAGGCAGCAGCCCACCCUGCUCAGGAGUGAGUUUGGUCUGCAGGGUGUUGGCAGCAGGUACUGCUGGCACCGCCCCUGGCUUUGCUGACAGCACUUCCAGGCAGGCCAAGGUUGCACCUUCCUGGUGGAAGAUGGUUAACGAUCAACUUUUAUUGGUGUUUUUGCAGUUUGUACGAUAUCAGUCCCUCACUCUGCCUUGAGAUUGAGCUCUAAAGAGUUGCCCUUUGGUACUUAGCAGGUGCCAGCUCUUGGCCAAGGAGGAUGUUGCGUGCUGAUUUAAGUGUCCUUGUUGCCAUAUGCUGUACACUCCUGUGCUGGGAAGAGUGUGAAGGGAGGACAGCAAGGGGUUAAUCUGGCUAUGCUGUGACUAAUGGUGCAGGACUCUGCUAUCUAGUUAGGUGUGUAGGCACACACAGGUCCCACUAGAUAGGAUCUCUUACCUGAAAGCAGCAUUCCAGUGCCCCAUGAUAAAACUGAUGGAGCCAGCAUUGCACUGACUCACCUGAGCCCUCUGUGGUUAGGUACAGAGGACAGCCAGCAGCCGAGCCUGCCCUGUGCAGGGCAGCUGCUGUGGGGCUGUGUUGGCAUACAGCACCUCAGCAUGGGGACUUACCCAGGUGCUGAAGGCACCUCGCCUGUCUCCAGCUGUAAUGCCCACUUGGCAGCAGGGCUACUGCCAAGGCUUCCAGAGAAGCCUCUCCAUUCUCAGUGCCUCAGUAAACAGGGGUUUGGCAAAGCUGCCAUCCGCUGCCACCUUGAGAUUGAUUUUGAGCACGAGGAGGGCCAUCGCUGUAGUCAUUUGUUGGUGAACCACCCACAGGACUCUGCUCCUGCACAGCUACACACAGCCCACCCUGAUGGUGUGCUGUCACACACCUGUGCUCUGUGUCCCGGUCAGCCCAUUCAGGCUGCCCUCAAGGAAGGUGCAGGCUCUCUUAGCAUUGACCAGAGCAGUGCAGGAAUUUAGCCUCACUUAGUGUAGGGAAAAGCAACAUCUGACAAAACGAGGAUCUCCUGGCCCUGUAGAUGGGGUUUGAUGUCACAGGGGCAGAACCGAAGUGGUGCUUUUUGUUUCUAGAAAUGCCUUGCUCAACUAAGGCAGCAAGCUAGCCCAUGUUCAGCCAUGUGCUUUACCCAGCUAUUAAACUGCAUGUAUGUAUGUAAGCAUGUUGGCACAACAGUGCACUAUAUUCACUCCUACAGCAUGACAGCAGUUAUUUUGCCUUUCUCAAGAACACUGGGAACAGUCAGGCAUAAGCCCUGCUGCACUAUGGGAGUUAGCAGCUCAGGCCAUAGGCAGCAGCCUGCCCCGUUCUGGGCUCUAACCCAUCAGCCAACAGCACCCACACAGCUGCAACCCCCCCACCAUGCAAACUCUGACCUCAAUUGCUCUUGUGGCCUCUUCUGCUUGCUCAGGUUAGUGGUGAUGCAUAUAUUCUUAUCCAGAAGCAAUGUUCUUGACAUUUACUCAGUCUCUGAAGUGCCUGUCCUCUUAACUGCCAAACCCAUGCUGAAGUAGCUCUCAUAAAGUUCCCUUAGAAACAAAAUGCACAUACUCCCCAUACACAAACUGAAAGGCCUUCUGACUCCCAAGGGCAUCACGUAGCCCAGAAACACAUUGGUGAGCUGCUGCCCAUACGGACCUCUAGCACGUGCUGCUCUCAUUACUCUUGAUGGGUCAUGGUGCAGCUAUUGUCUAGGCAAACUGUUUCCUACCAGUUAAGCAGUACCACCCUGGGACCGAAUGCAACCAAAGGUCACCUCAUCAUAGAUUUACUCUCCGCAAACAAGUGCCCUCAUUGCAGGCUGUUGUUCCUGGGUGCUCUUCCAAGGGAACAGAGCUAGGUACACUCACCUUAAUGCCAGUGUUCUAGCUAUGAUUCUAUUGUUUUUCAUUUUGCCUUUGUACAAAAAAUCCUGCCAACAAAUAAAGCAUGGCUCAGCUCCCAGCAGGCCCCACCCCCCAAAUGCAACUCCCUCUGAAAUAGUAUCUAUCUUCAUCCUUCCACUGCACUCUUUCAAAAGUUUUAUUUCCCAGUGGUUACCUAAGAAAUGCUGUAGGUAUGUUUUCCAGGAUCUCUUUCAGAUGGCCCAGUAUGUUAAAAGGGAAUUGCUGUGUUCCCCUCUCUUAAGAAAUCAUCUUGUAGUAGACUCUAAUUUAGCAUCUGAUGGACAGAUCAACAUUCUAUUGACAAAGUGCUCUGGGCUGAGCUACAGAAAAACUAAAACCAGUUCAAGUUUAGGCAAAAUUAAGUUGGGAGCAGCAGGUCCUGGAGGAGAGUACAGCUGUCUGAGUUGAUGCCCAUCUGACAGCCAGAUCAGCAGGAUGAGCCUCUUUCUCUGGCAAAAAGGUAAGAGAACGCCACAAGAUCUUGCUAAGUACCUUAGAGCUGAAUGGCUGUGUUUGCAGAAACCAUGUGCCAGCCCACAGUGAAGUGGGUCCAGACCCAUCACACUAAGUAAAAGGCACCUGGUCGCUUGUAGAUUCCUAUUUAGUGCUGGAGGACGGACUUAAAAACUUGCAGUUAGCACCAGAUUGGCCCUACUUAAAAGCCAUUUAGAAACUGUCAGCAAUUAGACAGUGUAGCAAGCUGAGUCAAAUUCCAAACUCUAGCAACAAGUGGAAAUAGCCAGGCAGCCACAGAAGGCUUCUGCUGCUCAUCCAGCUGAGGGCCCUGGCCCAUGCCACAGGGCAAGCAGCUCACAGUUGCCCAGUGAUCUCUGCUGUGGGCUUCAGACAUUCCCAAUAACCUCAGCAAAAUGACAGGGGAGCCCUUAAUGCACAUCGAUUCCGCAGCCCUCCGCUUCUCAAACAUGAAAGAAGCAGUACAGCAACAAACAGAGGGGGAAUUAAAUCAGACAACUGUACAGAACACACAAUUUACCUUUAACUUUAAUUAAAAUAGAGUUUAUUAGCUUUUCUUUUAAUACAAACAUGAGAAAGGAAAACCACCUGAAGAUGUAGCGUUAUUUCCAAAAUUCAAUUGUGAUCAAUACCUGAAGUGCCAAGUUCCAAGGAUUUGAGAGCCAGGGGCUGGCGUAUUUGCAUACCACGAAAGACAGUAUGCAGCAUUUUAACAGCUGAGUGCAGCCAGGCUAAUUGUUACACUCAGACCCCCACUCCCUACCCCCUGCUCUCAAAAGCGCGUGGACUCACUGUUCAGUGUGAGUUUCUGGACCUUGGCUAGAUGAAGUGCACAGAAACUGUGCCAUUUGGAGGGAGAUCUGCUCCUAGGACAAACAGCCUAGAAUCUAUUUGGAUCCAAGAAGGGAAGAUAUUACAAAGACUUGUAACAGGAAGAGUCUAGUAAUACUUAUCCUGUUCAGAGUUCAGUUUCAGAGCCUGAAAGUAAGGUCCAUUCCAAAGUCUCAGAAGGAACAAAAACCCAAGCCUCAAAAGCAGUUACACAAGGUAAAAUUCACUUUGGAGGAAAAAAGAAAAAAAAAGUUUUGCAGAAAUAUUUUUGAUCAUUUUCAAUUAUUUUUUUUUCCCCCAAUCUACCUGGUCAGGUAGUCUGAGAUUCUCAAACUCUGUCUUAUCAUGAUUGUAAGUCCCUCCCAAGAAACAAAAACUCAAGGGGAGCCAAAUGGACACACAAUGUCAGGUUUAGGAACUCCACUGUAUAUAGCACAAGAGAUCUGCAGUAGAACUCGAGAAGCAGUGCUGCACACAUGCCAUUCACCACUGGAUUGCUACGCUGUUUGGGAUGGUGAUGAUAGUUCCAGACCAACUUUCUCAUUCAAUGCCUCAGAAAAAAUAUACAGAUUGCGUCUCUUCCAGAGCAAUAACAAGUAUUAGAAAAUGAGAGAAGCACCAUAAUUCACAAGAAAUGCAGCAUGGACCCUAUAUAUUUUAACAAUACAGAAAACCACCUCUCUGCCCCCACUCAAAACAUACCAAGUCCUUUGACAAUCUACUGGAGUGAAGUUGUUGGUGCAGAGUUGGGAUUCCUUCCUGCUGUGCAGCUUCUUGGUUAUGAACAGAUCACCAGUAAUAGCAGCUUUUAGUAGCCAAACCAGGGAAAAACCGUCAACACGUGUCAAGGCUGUUGUUUUCAGCUCCAGAGUGGCUUGAUACUUUAAAGAGUCCCACGUUCUGUUUUGUUUUUAACACCGCAUUGACCUGAAGUACGAAUGCGGCGAGACUCUGGCUGACAGGGGAGAGGAGGGAAGAACGUUGUAACUAUAGUCAUGUGGUUAGUGUUUAAACUCUAAAAUUUAAAACUACUUGUUAUUAAAAACCUCAAGAGUUCACAGCUAUAGGCCUACAUAGUAAGCAAACAUCUGUGGGGAAAAGAUGGAGAGAAGUUUGUUUUUGCAUCUCUGGAUAAAUUAAAAAGGAGGAGAGAGCUGAUCUGACAAAGAUCUUGUCUUGCACCAAAUAUGCUCCUCAAGCUCUGGGCUCCCUUGGCUAAUUUUACCCCUCCUCUCCUUUUGCUGGAAGACACCAUCACCACUGACUUGUGUGCAUGGAGUGGUGGUAUUCCUCCGAUUCGUGUGGGCGCUGGUUCACGGUGCUGCACCUUUGUCUCUCCUCAGGAGAGGAUGGCAUUAGAACGGCGGAUGCCAACUAAAUUAUCAGCACUGAAAGAUCGUCUCAUAGCAGCUUUUGACAAGUCUUUGUAUUUGUCUUCACACAGCCGGGAGAUGGCCUGGGUAGCAUGUUUGGAAACAAAAGGAAAGUACACAUUAGAAAAGCUGGAACAUUUCAAGGAAGCAUUUACAAAGUGUCAUACCAACAGCAUGGGCACUCUGCAGCUGUGACACUGCUGGCUUUUUUACCUGCAAAGUCAGUAAACAGCUACCACUUUGGAAGGAGAAGAUUAAGGGGGUCUCUCCUCGUGCUAUCAAGAACCUUACCCAUUAGGAAUCAAGACAUUAAAAAGGUGAGUCUCGUUGGAAUCUUAACAGAAAACUUGGAUCUGUUUUACACUUACAAGUUCAUGCAAGUUUUGUUCCAAAUUGUACCUAGUAGCUAGGUCUGGUGUUUGGUCUUCUAACAGCACUAACAUGCACAAAGGCUUUUGUGAGAGGAAAGGCUCAAGCCAAAAUGGUUUCUGCACUCCCUCAAGAAUCCCGCCCUUGGUCCUCAGUACAAGUGAGCCCAGAAAACAGAAGUGUACGAGGACCUCUAUUUUCCCUUUACUUUCUGUAUACUAUUUCCUGCAGGCUGCUUUUCCCACCAAAGACCACUCAUAUGGUCAGGUCAAGAAGGGAGGGCAGCUCUCUGCUCAAUGGCACCGCAAUAGCUAGGGCAUUAAUACAGCUAUUACAUAUCCACGCAUGUGGACAACUUCGUAUUUAACUGUUUUUUCAGCCACUUACUGGCUUACCUCUGCUCUGCUCUGCUUAUUUAGCUAGUCAAGCUGCCUUUAUUCUGGUGCAGCCUUUUUAGUGCCAGCCUAAUUAUUUCCCGUAUAACACAUGAUUGUGCAGAAAACGGUGCGUGUCCUCCCCUGCAAAGCCCAUUUCUGACUGAAGCUUUCAGGCAUGAUCACUGCAAAUAAAUAAGGAUACCAGUAAUAAAAGGCUGAACUGAAUUUCAGUCCUGAACAUUUACUGCCAUUAAUAAUUUACUGCCUAUCAGCAGACAAACUUUCAGAGUGCUACAAUCAGCUACAAGCCUACACCUUCCCUUUAAGGCAGCACCCAUUCAACACAGCCCAGCAUUCUGGAAGUUCAAAAGGUGAAAAAGCACUCUGAGCAUGAAUAAACCCCUAAGUGUAUUUUAAAAUAAUUAUUUACAUUUAUUUCUGCCGACCUUCUGGAGGCAUGCAUUUGGCUCAAGAGUGGCAUUCUUUAAGACACUGGCUGUAUGAGCUCCCGGUGCAAGACCAGACAGACUCUCCAUCCUGUUUUAAUUCUAGCACAUCAAUCAUAAGGCAACCUGUGUUGACAUAUUUAGCCCCAGUAACCCAUAUGUUAUAAAUCAGUUUUCAGUCCCUGGAAUACUAAUUCACUGCUUCAUAGCGGUGCCUAUCUGCUCCUCAAAUACUUAUAACAGAAAGGUAGAAUUAAAAAGUUUAGCAAAUGGUUUAAAUAUUUAUCACGCUUUAGAAUUAAAAACCAAAGUGCCCUAUGUACGUGCAUUAGUGGGUGUGUUAUGGUAAAUCACACGCCCUACUGAAAAUUACUCUGCUUUUAAACACUGAGCCCCCAAAUGUUAGCAAAGAAACAGGCUUACAACCUGUAAAUCAUCCACUUAUGCCAUAGGCUCUGAGCAGUUCAGUAAACAAUUUUCAGUGGAAUAUGAACCGACCUACAACCACAUUUACAAUUAGUGACAGUGUUAGCUUAAAGUGUGAGUAACAAGGGUGAAACAAAGCAGAAGAGCUGCGUUGCUUCACUUUAAAUAAAGGAAUUUGUAGGCUUAUCAUACCUAUCAUUCCAAAGGACCAGGAGGGAUCGGGCUUAUUACCAAAGUUCAACCACCUCUAAGUGGAAUUGGAAAAACUGGCACUUGGUAGAAUUACUGGAAGUGGACAAUAGAACAAUAAGAGCCAAUAAUCCUGCAGAAUGCCCCUGUCUGAAUGGGGCAUCAGUGUACACAGGGCCCACAUUUAAUGCCUUUGUUGAAAGGUCAACAAAAACAUACGCACGGUUGUCAACUGACAGUUGAAAGGUUGCAUUAAUCAACAGGUAAGCUUUGCCUGGGAGCCCAGGUGAUACAGGUAUUUUCAAAAUGUUUUAUGUAUAUCCAUCCACCAACUAGGAAGAAGGUUCAACACUGCUUAAGUUCUUUAACAUGAAGCCUCCACGUGAAAGAACGCUGCGGGGACUUGCGCCAGGGCAGCCUUCUCCAUUUAGCAAAAGGGGCCAGUCAUCUGUAUGUGCCUGUAUUUGUCAUCUGUAUUUGUCUCCUCUGGACAUGCUGAAGUGUUCCUAAGAAGCAGCUAUUCUAAAAGUUUGUCUUAAAACAACAUUUCUUUGGAAAGGUGAGGCUCUAAAGAUUGUGAAAAGAAACAUUAUUUCUGCAGCUGUCCCCCUAACAAAUGGUUUAUUAAACCGUGAGAGCAGCAAGAGCACUCCCUCUAGAUUUAAAAGCAGCUGUGCAAUGGGAUGCAGUGGGAAACCUUCAGCUGGUAGUAUUUAGAAAGGUCCAAGUGUGACUGUCUCUCGGUGCUUGGAAUACAGACUGCAAGCAGGGAAAGACAGACAAUCCAUUACAUAUGACACUAUCCUUUCAGUCUUCAGUAGCCUAGCUGAACUAUGGCUCCCCAUAUAACAUGCGCUUUAUUCAAUGAUCUGUUAGACUUCCAUUCCUUCCUUGGAGAACUAACUUAGCCGAGGCAUGGUUUUAGAAGUGCUAGCUGCAGCUAGAAAGGGGUUAAAUCCACCUGCAAUGCACUCAUCUAAAAGCUUUUUAGUUUUUCUAACUGCCACUUAAUAUGAUUAGCAACAGAUGCUCCUACUACAUACAGACACACGCACACAUGCAACAGUCCCCUGUGCUGCCAACCUCAGACCAUUACCUCCAGUUUCUGUGCUCUCUCUUUACUAAGAGGCUCCAGCAGAAAGCUCAGGUUAUUGUCAUCUGCUAGGGAGCGAAGAUCGAAGUAGUAUUUGGCGUAAACACUGGCAGGAACAUUGAUAUUAAACUGCAGUAGCUCCAAGAAGUGUCUUUCCAUCUCGUUCCUAGGAGAGACAGAAAACAAAGGAAAAAACACUGUUUCAGCUGGAAAAUAAACCCCAAAGCAGCAGAACAACUGGAGACCUCUAGGCUAUUUGUAAAACCAGCAACUUUGAACUAGUCAUCGAGAGGCCUGCAUUAUUCGUUUCAAGAGAUGGUUCAUUCACUGGUGCUCGAAACAAGGUGCAGCUUUCGGGUCCUGGCACUUUCAGCUGGGAGAGAAAGGUAGUGCCCUGUCGUGCACUCGCGGGGCUGACCAGGAGGCUCAUUCUUCAGAGUUCCAUUAGAGCAGCUGUACAAUUCAUGCGCCAUUCUCACUCUCUCGUACAGCCCCACGCUAUAGUGAUCAGAUGAAAGGAAUGAUGUAUGCUGUUUAUUAGCUCUGAAGAACUUGCAGACAUUUUCACCAGGCUGAUAACAGGAAGGGGGUUUAUUGAAGUAGAGUCCGACUAACAAAAGCAGUAGGCAGAUCACCACGGCAACAAAUGGAUCUAUGAAGAGCUGCUGCUAUUAUCUCACAGAAAAAAGCCUCUUGAAGCAACAUGGAUUCAUCUCCAAUAAAUAAAUAAAUAAGCAGCAUUAGGUGGGAGAAGGAAUUUUCUCCUCAAUAGCAUUAGGCAGGAUAACAAAGUACUGCGUUAAAGGGCACUGUCCAGUUUUUACUCAUGCGUCUGUUUUCACUGGGCAAAAUAUUUGGAGGAAAGUGAGGAAAGCGCUGUGCCACAAAAAAAGGCCAUUUCAGCUGCUGCACUGUGGUCAGCUAAGAAGUUUUUCCUGAUGUAAAUAAACAAGUAAACCUGGAAGAAAUGAGUGGUACCCAAACCACUCAGUGGUUGUGUUACCGGGAACAGACCUUUAUCUACAGAAUCUGACAACUCUGUAAGUAAGUCAACUGCAAAUACACCGGGGAAUAAGGGGCACUGAUUCAGGGGGAGCUUUAAGAUGGAUGUUUUACCUAUCAGAAGGGGGAAAUAAAUCCAGAAACCAUCCAGGCUGUGUCCUGUACUGGAUGGUGGGUGUCAAUAUCAAUAGCAGCUUUGUGCUUCUUUCUAGUAUAGUGGACUUGAGUACCAUUGAACCUAGUGCCAAAAUUAAUUUCCUGUUCAUAUGGUCAUAAGCCUAUAGAAAUGUAAAUCAGAUAAUGUUUUGAUGAUCAGCUGAUCAGAGCUUGAUUUAUCCUGCAAAUAAAUGCUCUUCACUGCCCCUUUUGUACUCACUACACUGGUUUAAUUGUAUAAAAAUACAAUUCUUCAUUGGAUUAACAAGUCUAUUUAUAGUGGUUUAAAACCUGGGAAAGCAUAAUUCCCAUGUGUUUCCUGUGCUUUAUUUACAAAUACGUGUGUCUGAAAGAAUGAACAGCAUGUGUCCCCUUAACAAGCAAUCACGGCAAGAUUAGCAGCUGCACAGUUAAUUUUUCAGUGAUUAUGGAUUCACUCCCAUCAAAGCAAGCAAGUUUUGACAAAGGAUGACUUCCAAAUAUCUGUUUAAUUUCCUUUGAUUUUUUUCCUCCCAUAGGAAUAUGUAAAUAAAACCAAACCAAAAAACCUCUUCAGUAAAAACCGAAAACAAACAACAAAAAGCCACCACUAAACUACAACUACGAAAGCUGGCAAUUAAGCACAGUGCCAACCAUGAAUUGAAGGCAGUGUUACAAGCUUAAAACUCAGUUUUGCAUUAUAGGCAAGUCUAAGAACACAUCUGACAAGGAGGACCAGUAGCAAGAGCUGGAUGCAAGACACAGAGCCACAGAUACCAACAGAAACAACACUCGUCUUCCAGGAGCAUCAGACUGUUCUGCAGACAAGCCACAAUGAAGACUUUAGUAUGCAACAAAGCACAACUAAAGAGAUCUUCUAAUGCAGUGAUUAUAUAGGCUGUGUUUUUUCCCUUUCCCUUCAGGUAUUUAUUUGUGUGUGUGUGUGUGUGUACAUGCAGGCAUAGAAACAUAUGCAUGUGCAUAAAGACUGGUAUUUUUUAAACCCGUUUUGCUUUUGGAAAGCAAACAGCAAACUCUGGUGAGAUGAUCUUCUGUUACUACUGCUCUCAAUCUCCAUGCACCUCCACGUCACAAGGGGAAAGGGGUCCAAAAA